UAGGGGGUGAUGCGACGUUUACCCCGGUUGUAUGUGUAGAAUUGGUUUCCGUGUGUCAUGAGUUGCGCUGUUAACGGGGACCGGAGAAGUGGACAGAGCAUGCGAGUGGCUAGUCCGGUGCCAGUGUUGGUGGCCGUGCUCAUUCUGCUCACCUCAGGAGAACAGACGAAUACCGAGGCCGUUCAGCCCCAGAAAGCGCAGGCUGAGCAGAGCUGCGGCUGCCAUGUAACUGGUGUCUUGGACGACUGCUUCUGUGAUGUCGAAAGCAUUGAUGCCUUUAACAACUACAAGAUUUUUCCAAAGCUGCAGAGACUGCAAGAGCGGGACUACUUUAGAUAUUAUAAAGUUAAUUUGAAGAGGCCAUGCCCCUUCUGGCCAGUUGACGGCCACUGUUCCAUUAAAGAUUGUCAUGUGGAGCCAUGUCCAGAGAGUAAAGUUCCAGUUGGGAUUAAGUCAGGGAAUUAUAACAAAUACUCAGCAGAGGCUAACGGUGAAGAUCUCGAAGCCUGUGAACAAGCCAAUGAACUUGGAGCAGUGAAUAGUACUUUAAGUAACCAAAGUCAAAAAGCUUUCAUUGAUUGGGCAAGAUAUGAUGAUGCACAAGAUCAUUUUUGCGAGAUUGAUGAUGAACUAGCUCCUGAUGCCCAGUAUGUGGACCUUUUGUUAAAUCCGGAACGAUACACAGGAUAUAAAGGGCCCUCGGCUUGGAGAAUAUGGAACAGCAUCUAUGAAGAAAACUGCUUCAAGCCUCGCUCUGUCUAUCGUCCUUUAAAUCCGCUAGCACCAAAUAUAGGUGGAGAAAAUGGAGAAUCUUUCUACGAGUGGCUUGAAGGCCUUUGCUUAGAGAAAAGAGUAUUUUACCGUCUUAUAUCUGGACUUCAUGCCAGCAUCAAUUUGCAUCUCUCUGCUAAGUAUCUUCUUGAGGGUACAUGGGGCAAACCACAUUGGGGGCCAAAUGUAAAGGAAUUUACACAACGAUUUGAUCCAGUAGAAACCAAAGGGGAAGGUCCGCGAAGGUUGAAAAACUUGUACUUCUUGUAUUUGAUUGAACUUCGUGCAUUGUCAAAGGUUGCCACUUACUUUGAGAGAUCGUUUGUUGACCUCUACACAGGGAACUUGGAAGAAGAUGUAGAGACUAAGAAUCUGUUGCUGGAUAUCUUUAAAGACAUGCAGUCUUUCCCAAUGCAUUUUGAUGAGAAGUCCAUGUUUGCUGGGAAUAAAAAAGAAGCCAAAUCAUUAAAGGAGGAAUUUCGCUUGCAUUUUAAAAACAUAUCACGGAUAAUGGACUGUGUUGGCUGCGAUAAGUGCAGAUUAUGGGGCAAGCUUCAGACCCAAGGUUUGGGAACUGCACUAAAAAUAUUGUUUUCGGAGAAAGAGAUCCAAAGCCUCCCAGAAAAGAGCCCAUCGAAAGGAUUCCAGUUAUCCCGACAGGAAAUAGUUGCACUGAUAAAUGCCUUUGGAAGGCUUGCAACAAGUAUUAAAGAGCUGCAGACUUUCAAUGAGUUGUUACGUGAUAAUAGGUAAUGGGAGGUGUAUCUUCUUCCAUUUCAUUUGCUCUCGCCAUACUCUGCAGAGAAGUGCAGCACAAUAACAAGAAUUCUGUAAAGAAACUUUCAUCCUUUUGGACUAUUUAUUUGGUUUCGUUUGUUUUAAUUUGUGAAAGAAAACUGUAGAUUACAGAAAUAUUUCACACUUUUA
This is a messenger RNA of Spea bombifrons (plains spadefoot toad), 1698 nucleotides long. RefSeq names its product endoplasmic reticulum oxidoreductase 1 beta (gene ERO1B). Gene Ontology annotation, cellular component: endoplasmic reticulum membrane; endoplasmic reticulum. Gene Ontology annotation, biological process: protein folding in endoplasmic reticulum. Bases 58 to 1524 code for a protein of 488 amino acids. Gene Ontology annotation, molecular function: protein-disulfide reductase activity; thiol oxidase activity; FAD binding. The record is from RefSeq and is a predicted model, not a curated record. Lineage: Eukaryota; Metazoa; Chordata; Amphibia; Anura; Pelobatidae. The transcript has 16 exons.